Molecule: messenger RNA, 710 nt
Organism: Trematosphaeria pertusa
Lineage: Eukaryota; Fungi; Ascomycota; Dothideomycetes; Pleosporales; Trematosphaeriaceae
Exons: 4
Coding region: 232-642 (136 amino acids)
Molecular function (GO): carbon-sulfur lyase activity
Source: RefSeq, a predicted model, not a curated record
GACUGUCGGAAGGAGUUGGCAUAGACGCUAAGACCGCUGGACCGACGGAGGGGAGUUGUGACCCGGAUGGCGCAGCUUGAUUCCAAAGAUCAGCGCGGCGGGGUAGCUGUCGAAGUAUAAAGCCAGAGCUUGUGCGUCGUUUUAGACAUCACUACCAGAGCAAAGCUCAACCUCCCCACUUCAACGUUCAAUUGCUCAAGCUUCAUCUCUUCUCUUCCAUCCUCAACAAUAAUGGCUCAAGGAGGCUGCAUGUGCGGCAAUGUCCGCUACACGAUCGAAGGCGACCCCGUAAUGCAGGCCCUAUGCCAUUGCGUUGAUUGCCGAAAGAUCACCGGAUCGACGUACUCCACCAACUCCAUCUAUCCCGAAAGCGGUUUCAAGGUUACCCAAGGUACCACAAAGACGCACUCGAAGACCGCCGACGGAGGCAAUACGAUCACCAGCCAUUUCUGCCCGGAUUGUGGCUCUACCAUGUGGCGCGAGGGACCUUCUUUCCCAGGCCUGAAGAUUGUCAAGACCGGCACUCUAGACGAUGUCAACGCGUUGGCCAAUGCCAAGCCGGGGGCUGAGCUCUAUGCUCCCACUCGUGUGUCCUGGGUCGCGGCCGUCGAAGGCGCCGAGCAGAAGCAGGGCAUGUCUUGAGCGAUGUAGGAUGCGGAGGAGCUUCAAGGGCGGGGCCGAUGGAGGUCGAUAGCGGAAUAGUAAAUAUG